Molecule: messenger RNA, 1261 nt
Organism: Columba livia (rock pigeon)
Lineage: Eukaryota; Metazoa; Chordata; Aves; Columbiformes; Columbidae
Product: fibrinogen-like protein 1-like protein
Exons: 3
Coding region: 1-816 (271 amino acids)
Source: RefSeq, a predicted model, not a curated record
AUGGAAGAAGAAGAAGGUGAAGGUUUGGAGGGGAAGCCGGAUGAGCAGCGGCUGCAGCCCCUGGGGCUCCAGGCUGGGACACGUUGGCUCUGCAGGGACCUUGUCCUGCCCGCCGUGCUGGGGAUGCUGCUCCUCUGUGCCAGCCCAGCGCCAGCGAGCAGGUUCCAGGGUGCUGAGUACGGGGUUCCCCCAGACUGCAGCCAUCUCCGCAAGACCAGCCCCGGCGGGGUGUACGUCAUCCAGCCGGCACAUUCUCCUCCACGUGUGGUGUGGUGCGACAUGGACACGGAAGGCAAAGGCUGGACUGUUGUCCAGAGAAACUCUCAUGACACUGAAUUCACAUGGAAGCAAUCCUGGACCACCUACAAGUAUGGCUUUGGGAACGUGCAAGGUGAUCACUGGCUGGGCACGGAGUACCUGCACCUGCUGACACAGCAAGGCACCUACAAAGUCCGCUUCGUUGUGCAAAACAGAGCCAAUGUCACCCGGUACGCCGAGUACGACAUCUUCAGCGUGCAGAGCGAGGCCAGUGGGUACCCGCUGCGGCUGGGCCGGUUCCUGGGCAGUGGGGAGGACUAUCUGACCAGCCACCACUCCCGCUACGGGGGCAUACACAACAACAUGAAGUUCAUCACGGCCAACAGGGACCAGGACCAGCACAGCGGGAACUGCGCCAACAGCUACGGGGGCUGGUGGUACGACAAGUGCCAGAACGUCCUGCUCAAUGGGAAGAGGUACAUCUUCUGGCCAGAAAUCUGCUCAAGUGGUGACCGUACAUCCUCCCUCAUCCUGGUCAAGCCCACAGACGUGUGCUGACCGUGCCGCAGCGCCCAGCCUCCCGGGGGUUUCGGGGAGUGCCACCGUCCCCAGCUCAGUGCCCCGUCCCCCUGCCUGCCAACACCCCGUGCCAGCCCCGGUGCAGAUCCUGCGCAGCUGCAGCUCCUGCACCGUCAUCAGCUGGAACACAGCGGCUCUGGGGCUCAGGAGCAAUUGCCCGGAGCCCCGGGCAUGCGGGCAGCUGUGCCCGGUGCCGCAGUGCUGGCCAGCACUGGGACACAGGCACUGGUUUGGGGUGGGUGCCCCCACUCCUGUCCUGGGGAGAGGGAGACAGUGCACGUUCCCUCCCCUGCGCAGUCGGUGUGCCCCUGCUUUGCUCAGGCCCUGCUCCCUGCGUGGGCCCCAUAGACCCCACAGCUCUGCUGCCCACGGUGGGAGAAAUCGGCUGCAAUAAACCCUGGAGCCAGACUUGCUGCCUCGUGUC